Messenger RNA from Rhizopus microsporus ATCC 52813, 1071 nucleotides. RefSeq names its product SWIRM-domain-containing protein. The transcript has 2 exons. The annotation marks the transcript as partial. NCBI's taxonomy places the organism in Eukaryota, Fungi, Mucoromycota, Mucoromycetes, Mucorales, Rhizopodaceae. Gene Ontology annotation, molecular function: protein binding. The record is from RefSeq and is a predicted model, not a curated record.
AUGACCCAGCCAUCUACACAUAAUGAUAUCACUCUUCAUAAUCAGCCACCAGACACAAUAUCUUUUAAUACGGAUGCAACAGAACAAACAACGAUAGUGCCUAAUUCACAACCUGUGGACGUUUCAAAUAUACCAUUACCCAAAGACAAUUAUCAACGUUAUUUAUCUGUUCAAAAUCACAAUAUUGUCAUUCCCUCUUAUGCUGCAUGGUUCGAUAUAUCGCAAGUAAACACGAUCGAAAGACGAGCUCUGCCCGAGUUUUUUAAUAAUCGCAACAAGACAAAAACACCAACAGUCUACAAGGAAUACCGCGAUUUUAUGAUCAACACAUAUCGAAUGAACCCUGUAGAGUACCUUACUAUCACAGCUUGUAGACGUAACUUAACAGGCGACGUGUGUGCUAUUUUGCGAGUACAUGCUUUUCUAGAACAAUGGGGGUUGAUUAACUAUCAAGUUGACCCCGAUGCUAAACCGUCAUCCGUUAGUCCACCUUUUGACAGUCAAUUUAAGGUGGUGGUUGUAGAUGAAGUGAAGAAGGAAGAGAUACCAACAGACAUUAAACAAGAAGAACAAAUAGAGAAUCAAAAGAUGUCGAUCGUGGAUAUAGAAAAGGGAAAGAUACCACAGACAUGCGUGUCAUGUCAAAAGACAUGUACAGAAGAGCAAUACUGUAGCACUACAAGAGACAACUUUUUUCUUUGUCGUCACUGCUACAUAGAAGGAAACUAUCCUGCGGAUUUAAAAGGAAGUGAGUUCAUCUAUUUCAUAUUAGAAGAAGAAAACAAUAUAGAUCAAUGGACUGAGGAAGAGGAAAGUCUGUUCAAAGAAGGAUGUGAACAAUUUGGUGAUAAUUGGGAGAAGGUGUCAGAACAUGUCAAAACACGUACACAUGAUGAAUGCAUUCUUCAUUACUUACAGUUACCCAGCAAAGAUCCUGUGGAUACUCUCAAAUUGACUGAUCUAGGAUUACUCCAAUAUGACUUGAAUCAGCGAAAUGCUAACCCUGUCAUGUCAGUCGUAGCCUUUUUAUCUUCAACCGUCGACCCAAAGGUGGCAGCAGCGGCAGGACAA